Molecule: messenger RNA, 2109 nt
Organism: Wickerhamiella sorbophila
Lineage: Eukaryota; Fungi; Ascomycota; Dipodascomycetes; Dipodascales; Trichomonascaceae
Product: Threonine--tRNA ligase, cytoplasmic
Exons: 1
Coding region: 1-2109 (702 amino acids)
Biological process (GO): threonyl-tRNA aminoacylation
Cellular component (GO): cytoplasm
Molecular function (GO): threonine-tRNA ligase activity; ATP binding
Source: RefSeq, a predicted model, not a curated record
AUGACCGCAGAGGUAGAAAACGUCACUGCCAAGGUGGCUGAUCUGUCACUGAAGAAGAAGUUCUUCCCUAGUGAGCCCAAGUUUGAGUUCAUUGAGGAGCGCCAUGCUCUUUUUGAAAAGCUCUACAAGCAGCAGCUUGAGGACCAGGCCAACAUGCCGCGUCAGCCCAUCAAGAUCACCUUCACCAAGACCGGCAAGGUCUUCGAGGGCACUUCUUGGGAAACCACACCCAUGCAGGUUGCUAAGGAGCUUGGCGAUAUCGACCUGGACAGCCUCGUCGUGGCCAAAGUAAACGGCCAGGUUUGGGACCUAGGCCGUCCGUUUGAGGGCGACAGUGAGUUCGGCGUUCUGACGUUUGACGAUGAGGAAGGUCGUCAGGUGUUCUGGCACUCGUCCGCGCACAUUCUUGGUGAGGCCUGCGAGUGCUUCUACGGCGCUUACUUGUGUUCUGGUCCCCCCACGGAGGAUGGCUUUUUCUAUGAGAUGUCUAUUGAUGGCGGCGACCGAGCCAUUUCGGUCCAGGAGUACAAGGACGUUGAAGGUCUCGUUAAGAAAGUUGUCAAGGACAAGCAAAAGUUUGAGCGCUUGGUCGUGACCAAGGAGAAUCUUUUGGAAAUGUUCAAAUACAACAAGUACAAGAAGACCUUUAUUGAGACUAAGAUCCCUGACGGAACCUCCUCCACGGUUUACCGGUGCGGCUCCUUGAUUGAUCUGUGCCGUGGUCCUCACGUUGCUCACACCGGUCGUGUGAAGAACUUCAGGCUGCUCAAGAACUCUGCAUCUUACUUCUUGGGCGAUGCUGCUAACGACUCUUUGCAACGUUUGUACGGUGUUUCCUUCCCCGAAAAGAAGCUCAUGGAAGCACAUCUCAAGUUCCUCGAAGAGGCUGCUUUGCGUGAUCACCGCAAGAUCGGUCGUGAUCAGGAGCUUUUCUUCUUUAACGAGCUGUCUCCUGGUUCCGCAUUUUGGCUCCCUCACGGUGCCCGCAUUUACAACGCAAUGAUUGAGUUCCUCAAGCAGGAAUACCGCAAGCGUGGUUACGAAGAGGUCAUUACCCCUAACAUGUUCAACGCCAAGUUGUGGGAAACUUCAGGUCACUGGGCCAACUACAAGGACAACAUGUUUGCCUUUGAAGUCGAGAAGGAGACUUUCGGUCUCAAGCCCAUGAACUGUCCCUCUCACUGCUUGAUCUUCAAGAACCGUGAUCGUUCCUACCGCGAGCUGCCGUGGCGAGUUGCCGACUUUGGCGUGCUGCACCGUAACGAGUUUUCGGGCGCUUUGACCGGUUUGACUCGUGUGCGCCGCUUCCAGCAGGACGAUGCGCACAUUUUCUGUGCUCACAACCAGAUUGAAGACGAAAUCACCGGCGUCUUUGACUUCUUGAAGAACGUCUACGGCGUUCUCGGCUUCGACUUCAAGAUGGAGCUGUCUACCCGCCCCGACAAGUACUUGGGUGAGCUCGAGACUUGGAACAGCGCUGAGGAAAUGCUCACAAACGCUCUCAACAAGUGGGGCGCCAAGUGGGAGCUUAACCCUGGUGAUGGUGCUUUCUAUGGCCCCAAGAUCGAUAUCAAGAUCUCCGAUGCUCUGCGCCGCUGGCACCAGUGUGCCACCAUCCAGCUCGAUUUCCAGCUGCCUAUUCGCUUCGACUUGAACUACCAAGAUAAGGCCAAGGAGGGUGAGGCUGAUCGGUACCGUCGCCCUGUUAUGAUCCACCGUGCUAUCUAUGGUUCGCUGGAGCGUAUGAUCGGUAUUUUGUGUGAGCACUUCUUCGGCAAGUGGCCCUUGUGGCUGUCUCCUCGCCAGGUUCUGGUUGUUCCUGUCGGCCCUCAUGUUAGUGACUACGCUCAGGAGGUUCGCGACUACUUCCAUGAAGCUGGCUUCUUCGCCGACGCUGAUUUGGGUCCCAACACCCUUCAGAAGAAGGUUCGCCAGGGCCAGCUUGCUCAGUACAACUAUUUGUUUAUUGUUGGUGAGGAAGAAGCCAACACCCGCUCCGUCAAUAUCCGCAAGCGUGACGGCAAGCAGGCCAAGGGCGAGACAGUCCCCUUGGAGCAGGCUCUCAAAACUCUCCAGGAGCUGAAGGUGUCUCGUGCUUUGCACGAGUAA